AUGGCCCCCGCUAUCGGUAUCGAUUUGGGAACCACCUACUCCUGCGUGGGUGUCUUCCGUGAUGACCGUAUCGAAAUCAUUGCCAACGAUCAGGGUAACCGAACCACCCCCUCGUUCGUUGCCUUCACCGACUCCGAGCGUCUCAUUGGUGAUGCUGCCAAGAAUCAGGUCGCCAUGAACCCUCACAACACAGUCUUCGAUGCUAAGCGUUUGAUCGGCCGCAAAUUCUCCGAUCCUGAGGUCCAGGCUGAUGCCAAGCACUUCCCUUUCAAGAUCAUCGAGAAGGCCACCAAGCCCGUUAUCGAGGUCGAGUUCAAGGGUGAGGUCAAGCAGUUCACACCUGAGGAAAUCUCUUCCAUGGUCUUGAUCAAGAUGCGUGAGACUGCUGAGGCCUACCUCGGUGGUACCGUUAACAACGCUGUCAUCACUGUCCCCGCCUACUUCAACGACUCCCAGCGUCAGGCCACCAAGGAUGCUGGUCUCAUUGCCGGUUUGAACGUCCUCCGUAUCAUCAACGAACCUACUGCUGCCGCCAUUGCCUACGGUCUCGACAAGAAGGUUGAGGGUGAGCGCAACGUUCUCAUCUUCGAUCUUGGUGGUGGUACCUUCGAUGUCUCUCUCCUCACCAUCGAGGACGGUAUCUUCGAGGUCAAGGCCACCGCCGGUGACACUCACUUGGGUGGUGAGGACUUCGACUCUCGCCUUGUCAACCACUUUGCCUCCGAGUUCAAGAGGAAAUAUAAGAAUUUGACCACCAAUGCUCGUGCUCUCCGCCGUCUCCGCACUGCCUGUGAGCGUGCUAAGCGUACCCUCUCUUCUUCCGCCCAGACCUCCAUUGAGAUCGACUCUCUCUUCGAGGGUAUUGACUUCUACACCUCCAUCACCCGUGCUCGUUUCGAGGAGCUCUGCCAGGAUCUCUUCCGUUCCACCAUGGAGCCCGUCGAGCGUGUCCUCCGUGAUGCCAAGACCGACAAGUCUUCUGUCCACGAAAUCGUCUUGGUCGGUGGUUCCACUCGUAUCCCCAAGAUCCAGAAGCUCGUCACCGACUUCUUCAACAAGGAGCCCAACAAGUCCAUCAACCCCGAUGAGGCUGUUGCCUACGGUGCUGCCGUCCAGGCUGCUAUCCUUUCUGGUGACACUUCUUCCAAGUCCACCAACGAAAUCUUGCUUCUCGACGUUGCUCCUCUCUCCGUCGGUAUUGAGACUGCUGGAGGUGUCAUGACUCCUCUCAUCAAGCGCAACACCACCAUCCCCACCAAGAAGUCCGAGACCUUCUCCACCUACUCCGACAACCAGCCCGGUGUGUUGAUUCAGGUCUACGAGGGUGAGCGUGCUCGUACCAAGGACAACAACUUGCUCGGCAAGUUCGAGCUCACUGGCAUCCCCCCUGCUCCUCGUGGUGUUCCUCAGAUCGAGGUCACCUUCGACAUGGACGCCAACGGUAUCAUGAACGUCUCUGCCGUUGAGAAGGGUACCGGUAAGAGCAACAAGAUUGUCAUCACCAACGACAAGGGCCGUCUCUCCAAGGAGGAAAUCGAGCGCAUGUUGGCUGAGGCUGAGAAGUACAAGGCUGAGGAUGAGGCCGAGGCUACCCGUAUCCAGGCCAAGAACGGUCUUGAGUCUUAUGCUUACUCCCUCAAGAACACCCUCAGCGAGGGCAAGCUCACCAUUGACGCUUCCGAGAAGGAGAAGCUCGAGGCUGAGAUCGAAAAGACCAUCAGCUGGCUCGACAGCAACCAGACCGCCACCAAGGACGAGUACGAGGCUCAGCAGAAGGAGCUCGAGAGCGUUGCUAACCCCAUCAUCUCCGCAGCCUAUGGCGGAGCAGGAGCUGCUCCCGGAGCUACCGGUGCUUCUGCUACCCGCGAGGCUGAUGAGGUUGAGGAGCGCCCUGAGGAGCUCGACUAA
Molecule: messenger RNA, 1908 nt
Organism: Talaromyces marneffei
Lineage: Eukaryota; Fungi; Ascomycota; Eurotiomycetes; Eurotiales; Trichocomaceae
Exons: 2
Coding region: 1-1908 (635 amino acids)
Biological process (GO): vesicle-mediated transport; cellular response to unfolded protein; protein refolding
Cellular component (GO): cytoplasm; plasma membrane; cytosol
Molecular function (GO): misfolded protein binding; ATP-dependent protein folding chaperone; ATP hydrolysis activity
Source: RefSeq, a predicted model, not a curated record